Messenger RNA from Chenopodium quinoa (quinoa), 1723 nucleotides. Its product is annotated as histone H2B, embryonic-like. The record is from RefSeq and is a predicted model, not a curated record. Gene Ontology annotation, molecular function: protein heterodimerization activity; DNA binding; structural constituent of chromatin. The transcript has a single exon. NCBI's taxonomy places the organism in Eukaryota, Viridiplantae, Streptophyta, Magnoliopsida, Caryophyllales, Amaranthaceae. Gene Ontology annotation, biological process: nucleosome assembly. Gene Ontology annotation, cellular component: nucleosome. The coding region runs from base 757 to 1422 and encodes 221 amino acids.
UCACCAGCAUACCCACUUUCAUCCAUUUAUUUCUUUUUGUUUACUCAUACUAUAUGUGUUCAUGGGUCAUGGGUGUAUCAUUUUUAUUUUUUUUCUUAGAUUUGUUUUGCAUUUAUAAUUGUUAGCGACAACUAAUGUGAAUGUUUUUUUUUAACAAAUACAUGUAACAUUGUAGCAUGCGUAGAAUAUAGGUAGAACAUAUGUAUCAUGAAAAUAUUAAUGCAUUUUCCAUUUUCAGAAUAUAUAUAAGUUGAACUAAUACAGUAAUACCAGGGUUAACAUAAUAAAGCCAUAACAUAAAGUUAGGCCACUUACUUAUCAAGAUUAAUUAAAUUUAAAACCUUGUUAACUCAUUUUAGAUACUCAAAAAAAAGCAUAUUAUCAUGAUAUCAUCAAUUCGUACUACAAUUCUUUUGGUUUUUCUAGCAAUUACUACAAUCAAAGACUUUAAUCUCAUUUCUCAAUGAAAAACCUAGAUUCAAAUUAUGCUUUUGUGUUUUUAAACAAUUUUACAGUUAUCUUUACCAGUUACCCCACUCACCCCACUCACUCCUCCAGAAAUCUCCCACUCUUUUACAGUUUUACCCCACGUAGCAACCCAUUUCGACACGUGUCCCCCAUGUGUCGUCCUCUAGAACACCCUCUUCACCACUACUUACACACUCCUUUAAACCACUAAAACUUCCUCUUCAAUCUUCUUCAUUUUCACAACAUAAUCAAACAAAACAAAACAAAACAAAAGUUAGGCAAGAAAUAAUGGCUCCAAAAAAAGGAAGGAGAGUAGUUAAGACUACCACCAAAGUUGUUCAAGAAACAAUUGAAGUCAUUUCUCAAGUUGGAUCACAAGAAGCCCAAACCCAAGCCCAACUCCAAGCCCAAUUCCAAUCUCCCCAGCUCGAAGUCACCGAGAAAAGGGAGGAGCAAACCUCCGUAACAACCAAGUCAAUCCCCAUCGAAGACGACGACGAAGACGAGACCCAAGAAGAGGAUGCCCAACCCAAUAAGCAAGUUAAAAAGGAAAGCCCAACAACACCAAACAAAGCCCAAGAGGUAAAGAAGGCGGUAUCGACAACGGGCCGAAAGCGGGGGAAGAAGAGGAAAGGGGAAGGAGGAGGAGAAGGGUAUAAAAGGUAUGUGUAUAGGGUGUUAAAACAAGUGCACCCGGGUAUGGCAAUAACGUCAGGGGCAAUGACGGUAAUUAAUAAUUUUAUGAGUGAUAUGUUUGAAAGACUUGCUAUGGAAGCUUCUAGACUCAUUAAGUAUAGUAAGAAGCAGACGAUGUCGGCGAGAGAGAUACAAGGUGCUGUUAAGUUGGUGUUACCUGGUGAACUUGGUAAGCAUGCUAUUGCUGAAGGGAGUAAGGCUGUUACUAAUUAUAUAACCUAUGAUUCUAAGAAAUCCAAGGAGUUUACUAAGUCGUAAUAUAUAUAACCUAUGGUUUUUUUUUUUGGUAGGGUUGACGUUUUAAUUUGUUUUAGGGAAUGUUAUUGGAUUAAUUAAUUACCUGACUUGUUUAUGUUGUAGGAAGGCCCCACAUUUUGUUGUUGAUGUACAAAGGGGGUUCACUAGGUUUUUCUUAGGUCGUGAUCUUUGAUAUUACAUUGUAAUUAGUAUUUGUGUAGGUUAUUAUGUUUAUUUUACUAAUUAUGUUGCUUGAUUUUUGGUUAUGUUUAGGUUGUACUUAGGGUUAUGGUUAAGCAAAUAAUUAACAGACCGUCCGACU